Molecule: messenger RNA, 267 nt
Organism: Funneliformis mosseae
Lineage: Eukaryota; Fungi; Glomeromycota; Glomeromycetes; Glomerales; Glomeraceae
Source: the annotation of a GenBank genome assembly
AUGUCGUAUUCCAUGCAAUAUUUUCCGUAUCAACUUUGUGAUUUUAAUCACGAAAAUCUUCCUGAUAAAUACUCUACUAUUGUUAACAAAAUUAUUUCAAAAUAUAUCAACGAGGACCUUGCUCAAGGUCGAACAGAACACGAUUUGUUAUAUAUCGAAGGAAUCUACAAGCUAGACAAAAUUUCCAAAAUUGCUGGUACAAGAUGGAAAGAUGAACCAAAGGAAGUUAAAGACCUUUUUACGCUUAUCGCUGAUUGUGCAAAGAAG